AUGACCUCGUCUCCCAUCGACCCGGUGCAACAGCACAUCUUCAACACCCUGAGCCCCCGCCGCGGCGCUGUUCCUUCACAUAUCAUCGAGAGCAUGUCUAGUCUGGCUCCCUCUCUCGCUUCUUCCUCGAACGAAGCUGACCUACUUCCAUCAGACAACAUCGCUUUCCUCAUCAAGUUCACCGCCGGCCCGGGCAUACUCGCGUCCCAAAUCUCCAUCCCUGUUCUGGAUGUCCGCGGCCCUCUUCGCAACAACACCGGUCGCAGGGCUACCAUCUGUAUCCACCGAGGACGAGGUGACUUUACAGUCGUGCUCUGGGCGCAGGUCAAAGGGAAGGAGGAGUUGAUGAAUGCGUUGUCUGACAAAGUAGACAAGGUCAUCAAAGAUGUCCUUGCUCACCAGGAGGAUGAUGGAUCAGGGGACCUUAUGGUAUGA
This is a messenger RNA of Alternaria viburni, 435 nucleotides long. RefSeq lists its product as uncharacterized. The record is from RefSeq and is a predicted model, not a curated record. The transcript has a single exon. NCBI's taxonomy places the organism in Eukaryota, Fungi, Ascomycota, Dothideomycetes, Pleosporales, Pleosporaceae. The coding region runs from base 1 to 435 and encodes 144 amino acids.